Haliotis rubra (blacklip abalone) is the source of this 2663-nucleotide messenger RNA. RefSeq names its product TLC domain-containing protein 2-like. Gene Ontology annotation, cellular component: plasma membrane. NCBI's taxonomy places the organism in Eukaryota, Metazoa, Mollusca, Gastropoda, Lepetellida, Haliotidae. The record is from RefSeq and is a predicted model, not a curated record. Gene Ontology annotation, biological process: phospholipid homeostasis; plasma membrane organization; regulation of membrane lipid distribution. Bases 77 to 838 code for a protein of 253 amino acids. The transcript has 5 exons.
UCCCCUGGGCUUGGUUGACAUGGGAAAUCAGUGUGGGUGACAAGACGGGUUGUUGUUAUCUCCCGAAAUCGUCAAAAUGGAUGACAUUACUUCGUCGAACGAAAUCUGGCCAGUUAAACAUACUGGAUUAUCAUAUGGACUUCUAGUAAUAACCUGCUCAGCAGUACUUUUUUAUUUGGUUGGCAAAGUUGCGGCCUCUUGUAUUUGUGAAUCCGCGAAACAUGCACCCUGGAGAUGGAAAAAUACGAUAGUAUCAUUGACGCACGCCUGCGUAAGUGGUAGCUGGUCAGUGAUGUGCUUUUACGAGACGCCGAAACUUGCCGAAGACAUGAUCACUACUUAUUCUUCCUUUUCCUACACCCUGAUUUCAUUUUCAGUCGGCUACUUUGUGUACGAUGUAGUGGACAUGUUGCUGUAUCAGCGUACCAGACAAAGCCUGGAGCUCCUUGGCCAUCACGUUGUGAUCCUCCUGUGUUAUAUGGUUGCCAUAACGACGCACAUGUACGUGGGCUACGCAGUGGUUGGGCUCAUCGUUGAGGUGAACAGCAUCUUCCUCCAUUUCAGGCAGAUUCUUCAGAUUAUAGGAUUUCAGAAAGACAACAAUUUCUACAGGAUGAACAGCCUGAUUAAUCUGGGUACCUUCAUCGUGUGUCGCAUCAGCCUGCUGGCCUGGAUGACUCGAUGGAUUGUCAUCAACAAGGAUUAUGUGCCUCUCUUAUUCUACACCAUGGGUAGCGUGGGACUGGCCAUUUUGACGCUGAUGAACAUAAUCCUAUUUUAUCGUUUGUUGAUGAGUGACUUCAUCAAGAAGAGGGAGACACGUUCAAAGAAUGAAUAGAUGCCAGAGAGUUGAUGACAUACAGUUGCCAGAGUGAGGCUUGCCAUUCCAGUCUUCUUCAAGUUGUACGUAAUUGUUCCAAUGAGAAAUUGAUCCAGUGGCUGCUUGGACACCAUAGUAGCAUUGAUUCUAUUCUGUUGAAGGAACAUUAGAAUACAGUGGCUUUAAGAAGCAGAGGAACCAGUGAUAAUAUGGAACCAGCCGUCUGUAGUGUGGUAUUAGCUUAUUUCCAGGGUGCUUUGUGACUGUCUGAAAUCCAGUUGAGUGUAAACACCAAGCGUAUCAUAGAAGGCAUAUGAUUGGUUCCUACACUGAGCAUUAAUUGGUAUGUUCGUAUCACCCAGUGCUGGUGUGUUUCACCGUGUGGGUAUGUUAGUAUGACCCAGUGCUGGUGUGUUUCACCGUGUGGGUAUGUUGGUAUCACCCAGUGCUGGUGUGUUUCACCGUGUGGGUAUGUUGGUAUCACCCAGUGCUGGUGUGUUUCACCGUGUGGGUAUGUUCGUAUCACCCAGUGCUGGUGUGUUUCACCGUGUGGGUAUGUUCGUAUCACCCAGUGCUGGUGUGUUUCACCGUGUGGGUAUGCUCAGUUUCGUGGUUCUCCACGUGGUAAAUACCCUGGCCCCAUCUGGUUGUGUUAUGUACACACUGUAUGGCGACAGGAUAACCACCAUUUGAUGACAGAUAAACUGUGUAGACUUGCGACAAAAGCUUCCUCGAUAAUCUCCAGGAUAUACAUUCUGAUAAAUCGCCACUAGUGUCCUUUAUGCAUCUACAACUCGGCCUGAUAAUUGUAUUACCUCCUUUUCCUGGCUUUUUAUCCAAUCAGGUGUGUACACUGGGAAGUCGAGUGUACCAAUGACAAGUCUUCUAUCAUAACUCACUUCCGCUUCUCUUAUGUAACCGAUUAAACUUGGCAACACAAUUGUUGCAGAGGCACCCUGAAAGAGGUACAAGUUGUUGUAUGUAUUUAUGAAGGUUUUAGACCUGUCAAUUUGUCUGUAUGAUAUUUUCAUUGUUGAUACUGGCAAGCUCGGUUGUAACAGCUUGUCUGAUUGGCUACUGUGAGAAGAUGCUGCCAGCGAAGGGAGGUAAUACAAUUAUCAGGCCGAAACGUCGAUGCAUCUAGGGUACUGGUGGAGAUUUAUCAAAACAUAUACCUUGGAUAUUAUCGAGGUUGGAGACAAGAGGUGAUGGCAACAAAACUGUUAGUGAGUGAAGUGUAUUUACUGGCCAGGGUGAGUUAUGAAGUCUUUCACGGUAUGCUGCCAUAAUGCCAAGUUUGAUACUGAUUUCAAGAACAACAUCUACCUCAGAGAACUAGGCAGUCAUGUCUGUGUCCAGGUUUAAUCAAGCUAUAUUAUACAUAUCACCUGAACAGUCACAAUGUACAGGGAGUAGUGGCCAGAUAAUGAAAAACAUUCAUUGCACCUUCCAUUAAGAAACAACAUUUUGAUCAGAUUGAAGCAUGUGAAUGUCAUACAAUUUGGGGUGAAUGUCACACAGUGUCAGGUGAAUGUCAUACAGUGUUUUGUGAAUGCCAUACAGUGUUGGGUGAAUGCCAUACAGUGUUUUGUGAAUGCCAUACAGUGUUGUGUUGGGUGAAUGUCAUACAGUGUUGGGUGAAUGCCAUACAGUGUUGAAUGAAUGCCAUACAGUGUUGGGUGAAUGCCAUACAGUGUUGGGUGAAUGUCAUACAGUGUUGGGUGAAUGUCAUACAGUGUUGGAUGAAUGCCAUACAGUGUUGGGUGAAUGCCAUACAGUGUUUUGUGAAUGCCAUACAGUGUUGUGUUGGGUGAAUGUCAUACAGUGUUGGGUGAAUGCCAUA